GCAUUGUGAAAGGGGUGAUGUGAGAGGCUCCAUCUCUAUGAGAGCUUGGCUGCUGGUGAGCACAAACCUCCAUCAAGUGCCUCUGCCAGGCUGCUCUGUGGAAGUGUCACUCUCUGUAGGAAUAGGGCAGCAGUAGGAACACUGGGCAAAGCUGCUGAAAAGGCAAGAAUAACCUGCUGUAUUAAAUGACAAAUCCCCUGGGGACAUAGCUCUAUAGUUAGCAUCUUCAAAUGGCAUUCCUUUAUUAUGGCAUCAUUGUGAAUGUUCCUCUGGAGAGGAAGCAAACAAUCUUUAAAACAAUCUGCUGGCAACUCAGGCUCUUAGUAUUUGAGUUUUUCCAGGGCUCUUUUGCUGUGUCACUUCUUCCCUUUUAUGUUCCAACUCAAAGGUUGUUUUUCUGUCACCGUCAAAGUACGUUAAAGUGCCAGUAAUAGUGUCUGCUCCAAGGACAAGGUAUAGAAAGCAGCAACCCAGUGCAAAUGAGAGAUAACUGCAGAACAGUUUUGUUUUUGUGCAAUCUGCUGCCUUAUCUGUGUGUGAUGCAAGGACGGGGCAGUUUUCAUAAGGCUUGGAGGCUGCAUGGUGGUAUGUUUUUUGUCCUUUAUGGAGUCUGCCAUGUUAUUUUGAUUAGAACACUAACGUAACUCCUGGCAGGAUCAAAUCUUGCUGCUAGCAGCGAUUUCCCUCCAAAGCUUGAUGCGGUGCUAACAAGCAGAAAGAUCUCAUGCGUCCUGUUUGCAUGAAGCUCAGAAGACAGCGUGUUCCCUGGGAGAUGCCAAGUUUCUAGGUGGCAGAGACACGGUGAAGCUCUGUGUGGGGCAAGGAAAGCUGAUGGGGGAGCCUUGUUCAUGACCCAGGAUGGACUGGCUGUAAUGGCGUGCCUUAGCUGAAGAGGUAGUUAUGAUGAAGAGUUCCUGCAGAGCUGGCCUCCACAGGGAACCGCUGAAUUCCACAUCUUCCACCUUCCAUCAAGUCAAACGGGUUUCUGGUAUGCACUUAAAGCCAUAUCUCAAGUUACAGAAGAAAGAGCGAUCUCCAGAAAUAAGCCAGGAUUCCCUUAGAGGCCUGCCUAUGAACCAUCAGCGAUCAGCACAAGAAGAAAAAUACACCAAUAACUGCACCAAACUGAGCGUUUUCCCAAAACCCUCCCUCGUGACUCCAUCUCAAAAGCUUCUGGGGAUUAUUUAUCCAAAUACUAUGUGCAAUAUGAAUGGGAAAGGUCCAGCAGAUGGUCCAAGUGCAAGGGAAAAGAAUAAUGCCCUAUCUGCAACGAUCCAUCAGGGAGAAGAAGGGGAAGGGCCGCUGGAUGUCUGGGCUGUAGUGAAGCCUGGCAAUACUAAGGAGAAGAUUGCAUUCUUUGCAGCCCAGCAGUGCAGCAGCAACAACCGGCUAAGCUCCAUGAAAAUCAAAAGCACAUGGGAUAUCGAUGGAAGAACAGCGAAACGCAGGAAAAAAUCGGUAGAUCUUAAAAAAGCUAAAAUUCAACUGGAAAGAAUGAGAGAGACGAAUGCCAGGUGCUCCCAGCCGGAGCCUUUUGCCUGUGGCAUCGAGCACUGUUCAGUGCACUAUGUGAAUGAGAACGGUGAGGGUGUGUUCCCGGGCAGGUCCCUCUCGGUGAUAGAGAUGGUGGCCUUCCUGGAGCAACGAGCAAGUGCUUUACUGGUAGACUGUACGAAAACCUGCACGCCUGCUUCUGCUACAAGGCUGAGUACUCAGCCUAAAGGUGCACUUUCCAGCUCAGACCCUUUCUUUGCUGGGGCAUGUGAGGCACAUGUGGAGAGGGGACCUUGCAGCAAUAGUGAGCAGCAGCAGAGCGAGCCUGUGCGCGUGCUGGACAUGGUGGCCAAGCUGGAGUCGGAGUGCCUGCGGCGCCAGAGUGAGCGAGAGGCUGGGAGCCUCUCGAGGAACAACAGCUUCCGCAGGAAUGUUGGGAGGGUGCUCCUGGCAACUGGCACCCAGCCUGAGGGAGAGGUGGGGAAGGUCUCCUCUGGGGUCCUGGCCGAGGGGUCCGGCUUGGAGGAGGCAGGAGUAGAGGCUGGACAUGGAGGACAUUGUGGCCCUCUGGGUGAUGCUGAAUUGUGGAGUGGCACUGCUUCUUCUGGGCAGCCUUUUCCUUCUGGGCUGGAUCCUCAGAUGGAGAAUGUGAAUUCAGGACUUGCUCAUGCAGUGUUGGCAAUAACGGCUGGCAGGAGUGAAUCUGAAAUGCGAAUUGAGCCUCCCAGACCUCUGCUGUCCACAUGUCCGGCUGCUGCCAGGUUGCUACCGGAUUCCUUGCAGAGCAAGAACACGACUGUUGAUUGUACAUUGAAAGAGCCUGUAAUUUUCCCAAAGCAGAGUCUGCAUCCUGCUAGGAAGGAGCCCUUAUGCAUCAGUAUAUCGGUCACCAAGACCGAGAAAGGAUGCAGGAAAGAGAAGCUCUCUAUCUCCAGUCCUAGUGAAGAUCCGCUCCCAGGGAGGCUGUUUUUUCUCCAGGCUGACCAGCCUGUGGCUCACGAGCAACAGCCACUACAGGAAAGUACCCAAGAAAAGCCAGGAGAAAUAGCCCAAAAUGAAGAGGAGGAUGCCUUGGCAUCUGACAGAUCAUACGUCAGAAAUGCUACAGAGCCAUCUGCCCUUUCUGUUCCUCUGACAGAAGGGGCUUUGCAAGUACUUGAUGCUUCCUGCUUGAAAAGGCAGGUUUCGCAUGACUUUCUGGAGACCAGGUUUAAAAUUCAGCAGCUUUUGGAGCCUCAGCAGUAUAUGGCCUUCUUGCCUCACCACAUCAUAGUGAAGAUCUUCGGGUUGCUUCCUACUAGGAGUCUGGUUGCCUUAAAAUGCACUUGCUACUACUUCAAGUUCAUCAUUGAAUACUACAACAUCAGGCCAGCAGACUCCCGCUGGGUCCGUGAUCCCCGCUACAGAGAAGACCCUUGCAAGCAGUGCAAGAAGAAGUAUGUGAAAGGGGAUGUAUCGCUGUGCCGGUGGCAUCCCAAACCAUACUGUCAAGCUUUACCCUAUGGGCCGGGGUACUGGAUGUGCUGUCACCGGUCCCAGAAGGGCAUCCCGGGCUGUAAGUUGGGUCUUCAUGACAAUCAUUGGGUUCCUGCCUGCCACAGCUUUAACCGUGCUAUUCAUAAGAAAACCAGAGGAUCAGGAGCAGAAGUGGAAGAGGAAUAUUAGUGCACAUACACUUUCCUGUGAGAUUGUUUGGGGUAGGAGAUUCUCAUGCCUUGUGCUGUUUACAGUGUAUAUAAUUGUCGUGUGUGUUUUUUUUUUUUCCACAGGGCUAUGAAAACUGCACAUACUUAAACACAAGAGCCUUUACCUUUUAGAUUAAAGAUAGCUUUUAGUCCAUCUAUGUAAAUAACACUAUGAAAUCUAAUUGUACAUACAGAGUCUACAGCUGGCUGAACAACGUAAUCACUACAAUGCAGCUAUGAUAGUGUUGCGGCUAUAGUUGUGUGUGUUUUUAAGUGUCUUGUUUCAAAAUCUGUAUAUCCUGUAUAAUAUAUGAAUGUUUCUGAGAAGAAACUCUAAAUAGGUAAAGGUCAACUUGUUUAAAGAAUCUGCAGACAACUUAACUGGACAACCUUAAAAUUAGACUAGAAACAGAUCCAUUACAGUAAGUAGUGUGGCAGUGGAGAAAAAGAGAGGAAUGUUAUUGUGUAGUCAGAAUAUAAAAAGUUCUUGUCUACCUUA
This is a messenger RNA of Pezoporus occidentalis (night parrot), 3678 nucleotides long. RefSeq names its product F-box protein 34 (gene FBXO34). The record is from RefSeq and is a predicted model, not a curated record. Lineage: Eukaryota; Metazoa; Chordata; Aves; Psittaciformes; Psittacidae. Gene Ontology annotation, molecular function: protein binding. The transcript has 3 exons. The coding region runs from base 901 to 3159 and encodes 752 amino acids.